This is a messenger RNA of Sardina pilchardus (European sardine), 3476 nucleotides long. Its product is annotated as potassium-transporting ATPase alpha chain 1. NCBI's taxonomy places the organism in Eukaryota, Metazoa, Chordata, Actinopteri, Clupeiformes, Clupeidae. Bases 3 to 2963 code for a protein of 986 amino acids. Gene Ontology annotation, molecular function: P-type sodium:potassium-exchanging transporter activity; ATP binding; ATP hydrolysis activity. Gene Ontology annotation, cellular component: plasma membrane. The record is from RefSeq and is a predicted model, not a curated record. The transcript has 21 exons. Gene Ontology annotation, biological process: proton transmembrane transport; sodium ion export across plasma membrane; intracellular sodium ion homeostasis.
AGAUGAAGUAUACCACAGAUGUAAACAAGGGACUCACCACCACAUUUGCCCAGCAAGUCUUGGAGCGCGACGGUUUCAACGAGCUCAAACCCCCCAAGGGCACACCGGAGUACGUGAAGUUCGCCCGGCAGCUGGCAGGAGGGCUGCAGUGCCUGAUGUGGGUGGCGGCUGUCAUCUGCUUCAUCGCCUUUGGCAUCGAGCUUGGCAAGGGCGAACCCUCUUGCUACGACGAUUUGUAUUUGGCCAUUACCCUGAUUUCUGUGGUGGUGGUGACAGGGUGCUUUGGAUACUAUCAGGAAUUUAAAAGUACAAACAUCAUUGCCAGUUUCAAAAAUCUGGUGCCACAGCAAGCUGUGGUGAUUCGAGAUGGUCAGAAAAAUGAGAUUAAUGCCAACAUGUUAGUGGUGGGUGAUCUGGUGGAGAUCAAAGGUGGUGACCGAGUCCCUGCCGACAUCCGCAUUAUCACCUCACAAGGCUGUAAGGUAGACAACUCGUCUCUGACAGGCGAGUCGGAGCCGCAGAGCAAGACUCCAGAGUACACCCACGAGAGUCCCCUGGAGACGCGAAACAUCGCCUUCUUCUCAACCACCUGUCUAGAGGCCAUCUUGGUUUUGACCUUUCUAUUAUCUUCUGUCUCUUCAGGAGUUGCCACUGGAAUUAUUGUCAACACAGGUGAUAGGACAAUCAUUGGGCGAAUUGCCACUUUGGCCUCAGGAGUGGGAAAUGAGAAGACACCUAUUGCCAUUGAGAUCGAGCACUUUGUGGACAUCAUUGCUGGCCUGGCUAUCUUCUUCGGGUUCACGUUCUUUGUGGUGGCCAUGUUCAUUGGUUACGCCUUCCUGGAAGCCAUGAUUUUCUUCAUGGCCAUUGUGGUCGCCUAUGUGCCAGAGGGUCUGCUGGCUACUGUUACUGUGUGUCUGUCUCUCACGGCCAAGCGUCUGGCCAGGAAGAACUGUGUGGUGAAGAACCUGGAGGCUGUGGAGACCCUGGGCUCCACCUCAGUCAUCUGCUCCGAUAAGACUGGCACGCUGACCCAGAACAGGAUGACCGUGGCCCAUCUGUGGUUUGACAACAUGAUUCAUGCUGCUGAUACAACAGAAGACCAAUCAGGCCAAAGCUUCGACCAGUCAUCAGAGACAUGGAGAGCCCUAGCAAGAGUAGCUGGUCUUUGCAACCGAGCCACCUUCAAACCCAACCAAGAAACUGUCCCUGUGCCGAAGAGACUUGUUGUGGGUGAUGCCUCAGAAACAGCCCUACUGAAGUUUACAGAACUGACUGUAGGCAAUGUAGUGGACUACAGGGCUAGGUUCAAGAAGGUCACUGAGGUGCCAUUUAACUCCACAAACAAGUUUCAGCUGUCAAUGCAUGAGCUGGAUGACCCACUUGACCUGCGCUACUUGCUGGUGAUGAAGGGAGCCCCAGAGAGAAUCCUUGAGCGCUGCUCCACCAUUUUGAUUAAGGGCCAGGAGCUCCCCCUGGAUGAGCAGUGGAAGGAGGCCUUCCAGACGGCCUACAUGGAUCUGGGAGGCCUGGGGGAGAGAGUGUUGGGCUUCUGUCACCUGUACUUGAACGAGAAGGAGUUCCCCCGUGGCUUCAAUUUUGACCCCGACGAGAUGAACUUCCCCACCGCUGGCCUCUGUUUCGCCGGUCUGGUCUCCAUGAUUGAUCCGCCCCGUGCCACUGUGCCUGACGCCGUCAUGAAGUGCCGUACUGCUGGGAUUCGGGUAAUCAUGGUGACAGGAGACCAUCCAAUUACUGCAAAGGCUAUCGCAGCAAACGUUGGCAUUAUUUCCGAGGGAAGCGAGACAGUGGAGGACAUUGCUGCCAGAAAGCGAAUCCCUGUAGAGCAGGUCAAUAAGAGAGAUGCCCGUGCCUGUGUGAUCAACGGUGGUCAGUUAAAGGACAUGAGCAGUGAGGAUCUGGACGAAGCCCUGAGGAGCCAUCCAGAGAUGGUGUUUGCCCGCACGUCCCCCCAGCAGAAGCUCAUCAUCGUGGAGAGCUGCCAGCGCCUGGGCUCUAUUGUGGCUGUGACAGGGGACGGAGUGAACGACUCGCCCGCCCUGAAAAAGGCAGACAUUGGCAUUGCCAUGGGCAUCUCUGGCUCUGACGCUGCCAAGAAUGCUGCCGACAUGAUCUUGCUGGAUGACAACUUUGCCUCUAUUGUGACAGGGGUGGAGCAGGGUCGCCUUAUUUUUGACAACCUGAAGAAGUCUAUUGCCUACACUCUGACCAAGAACAUUCCAGAGCUGACCCCGUACCUUAUUUACAUCACCGUCAGUGUCCCACUACCUCUCGGCUGCAUCACCAUCCUCUUUAUUGAGCUGGCCACUGACAUUUUCCCCUCGGUAUCUCUGGCCUAUGAGAAAGCAGAGAGUGACAUCAUGCAUCUCAAACCAAGGAACCCCCGCAGGGAUCGGCUUGUGAACGAAGCUUUGGCUGCCUACUCAUAUUUCCAGAUUGGAGCGAUCCAGUCUUAUGCUGGCUUCACUGAUUACUUCUCCGCUAUGGCCCAGGAGGGUUGGUACCCGUUGCUAUGUGUGGGUCUCAGGGCACAGUGGGAAGAUGUCCAUCUACAAGACCUGCAGGACAGUUAUGGCCAGGAAUGGACUUUCAACCAACGUCUGUACCAGGAGUACACCUGCUACACUGUCUUCUUUGUCAGUAUUGAGAUCUGUCAGAUUUCUGAUGUCCUGAUCAGAAAAACUCGCCGUCUGUCUGUCUUCCAGCAAGGCUUCUUCAGAAACAAGGUCCUGGUAUCUGCUAUUGUUUUCCAACUGUGUCUUGGUAACCUGCUCUGCUACUGCCCUGGCAUGCCAAACAUAUUCAACUUCAUGCCCAUUCGAGUGCAGUGGUGGUUUGUGCCACUGCCCUACGGAAUCCUAAUCUUUGUCUAUGAUGAGAUCAGGAAACUUGGAGUCAGGAGACAUCCAGGAAGCUGGUGGGACCAGGAGUUGUAUUACUGAAAGAAGACUGUUUAUCUAAAUAUUACUAAUCUAAAUAAUUAUUACUGUUAUUUUAUUCAAAUAUUCAACACAAAUGAAAAAUAUUAUUAAGGUUUUUGAAAGCCUGAAAGUGUCAGUAUAAGAACCGAAAUGCAUGUGUUAAGUAAAGCAUGAUAUUGUAAAAGUGUAGGCCUAUCGGUAGGAAGCACUAUCAACAUUGUAGCUAUAGGCCCAGGUCGAAUUUCCUGAUGACCGCGUUCUUUCUUUCAAGACUUCACUGAAAUUCAAAAUUGUUAGCAUAAUUGAGAGUGUGGUUUUUCACUGUAUUCUUUGAAAUCAUUUGUGAUGUGCCUGUUUUAAUCGUUAGACUUUGCUUAUGUACAACAUGUUUUAGAAAAUCUGACAGAUAGGUGUGUAGGAUGUGUGUGUGAUAGCUCAUUGUUUGAAAGAUCUCUGUAACCUGUUCAAUGUAACAGCUGAAUGUGACAAGUUGACUGGCCUAAAUUAACAACUACAUUUUUACAAAUAAAUUAG